Cutaneotrichosporon cavernicola is the source of this 1455-nucleotide messenger RNA. RefSeq lists its product as uncharacterized. The coding region runs from base 1 to 1455 and encodes 484 amino acids. The transcript has a single exon. The record is from RefSeq and is a predicted model, not a curated record. NCBI's taxonomy places the organism in Eukaryota, Fungi, Basidiomycota, Tremellomycetes, Trichosporonales, Trichosporonaceae.
AUGAGCGUCAACAGCGCCCUCGUCACCUGGAACAUUGCCCAGGUCGCCCUUGUCGCGGUCCACGCCUCCUUCGUGCUCACCCAACCCGCGCCGACUUCCGCCCAACUCGUCCUCGUCCCGACGCAUGCGCUUCUAGCCGUGCUGUUGAGUCCUGGGUUGCUGCCACCCAUCGAUGAUCCACCGGUUAGACCCAGCCGGACAAAGAAGCCUAUCUCAGCCCCGUCGACACCACGCAAGCCGCGUAUCGUAACCCCCGACACACCACCCCACACGCCCACCCCCAAGACUCCGCGCCGCCGCCCACCAGCCACUCCAUCCAAACCGCUCUCGCCAUGGCGCCCAACAGUCACCCCACAACCAUAUUCGCGCGUGCGCCGCACGCGAACAGCCCCUUGCCCACCUCCAACCCUCCCCCUAGAGUCGGUGCUAUCCUACCUCGACUACGCCGACCUCCUCACCCUCCGCAUCGUGAACAGAGAAUACCGCGUCGCCGUCGAUGCGCACUUCCACCGCGCACUGCAGCUCAACCACAUAGGGUCGCGCGCGCACGGUCGCUCCCUCGCACCGCGAACUUGGGGCCGGCGUAUCCCGCGCCUCGCACUCCCACGAUCCCUCUCACAGCCGUCGCCGGUACGCGCACUGCACUUGGUGAAUGGUGCUGCGCCGUUGCGCGUCCUCCGCGGCCUCGAGGUUCUGCGCGUAGGGCCUGUGCAGAAUGUCACCCACCCCGCACCUACCACCAUCGUCAUGGCAACGCCCGUGGUAGCAGGAGCGGAGUGGGCACUCGCACCACGAUACGAGUGGCCCGACCUCAGUGACGGGGUGCACAAGCUCGUCAGCACGAUGCUGUAUGUCCACUCGUCUCUCAUUGGGAGCGAGGACGCGCCGCACACCCUCCUGCCCUCCCACAUUUCUGAAGUUGUCCUGCACAUCUGCCGAUCUUCUCACCCGAGCCGAUCUCGGCCGCUCUCCGACCGCACCAACCUGUUCUCUAACGGCACGCCCUCCAUUCUCGUCGUGCGUGGCCUGCACGGACGCGGACCACGACACGUCCUCCGCCUCGUGAACAGCACCGCCCGGCCCCGACUCCGGAAUGGCACGGUCUCCACUGUCCUCCCCGAAGAACCGGUGUAUGAUGGCCAGCCCAAGUUGCUCGACGACUGGGCGCGCGCUAUCGCGCGUAACCUCCCAGGACGCGUGUUUACGCUUGUCGGGUCGGAGGGCUGGCACCCGCUCUGGCUCGCGGCCGGGUACAGCCCGGUGGAGGGCAAGGACGUCGUGUGCAACCUUCGCCUCAGGUUCAUCGCUGAGAUUGCGCGGCUCGCGCGGGCACUGCACGACUGGAGUGUUGAAGAGACAGCACGGGUUGUGGAGGAAGGUGUGCAUUUCGUCACGGUCGCCGAGUACUGUGCCAGCGUCGGACGGACGCAGUACGACCUAGAGACGCGGUGGUGA